AUGAACUUGAACAAUCUCGUCAGUAGCGGAACUGCAACCACUGCAGCUCCUUCUGUCAAGGUUGAUGCUACAGCUCCGGCUUCCGAAGCUUCGCAGAGAGUCAGCUUGCCUCCCAUAUCAGAUAUCUUGGUGAGCCGCUUGCCGCCAGUUCCUGGUGCGCCAUCUUCGAGCUCGAUCUUACCGCCACUUCCUCACCAAUCUCUUCCAUUUGCCGGAGGUCCUCCGCCAGUUCCGCAACAAGAUAGCCGGAACCUCCCUCCAAACUACAAGUACUACGACUACUACUACGGUCUGAACGUUCCAUCUCAUCUGCUUGCCAACCAUCUGAUUUCACAUCUGACUGCGUUGACGAGGUCGCCGUUGUCACACAACUCUCUGCCCGUAUACGGAACAAACACCACACCUCCACCGGCACCUCCAACAUUGAGACACAACUCGACCAACUCAUACAACCUCAACGUCCAGUAUCCCCCACAUCAGCAUCAACACAUCCCUCACCCACAUCAGCCUCCUCACUUGUACAAAACGCACAGCCUGCCUAUCGGAGGCAUUCCCACUAUUUUGGGAGCACACAUCCACCAGGGCGUGCAGCACCUUCACCAGCGUCAGCAGGCACAUGAGUUGGACGACGAGAGACUGUUGUCGCCUGGCAACAAGCGUAAAACGAGAAACAACUUGCCCAAGGAGAUCACAUACAUCUUGCUCAAGUGGUUGAACGACCACUUGAGCCACCCAUACCCUAACUCGUUUGAAAAGAACCAGUUGAUGAUGAUGACCGGAUUGAACCAGCAGCAGUUGAGCAACUGGUUCAUCAACGCCAGAAGAAGAAAAAUCAAGCUGUUGAAGGAACAGAAGCGUUUGAACUUGGUGUAG
This is a messenger RNA of Scheffersomyces stipitis CBS 6054, 873 nucleotides long. It is a transcript of the gene CUP9, whose product is annotated as transcription factor CUP9. The coding region runs from base 1 to 873 and encodes 290 amino acids. Gene Ontology annotation, biological process: regulation of DNA-templated transcription. The record is from RefSeq and is a predicted model, not a curated record. Lineage: Eukaryota; Fungi; Ascomycota; Pichiomycetes; Serinales; Debaryomycetaceae. Gene Ontology annotation, molecular function: DNA binding. The transcript has a single exon.